CAAUAAUACGAGAUCACCUGAAUAGUUUUAGUGACCACGGAUCUAUAGACGGAAUUGAAUGGUAGUUUUUGUCUCGAAGCCAAAAGAUCAUUUGGGUAAUAGGCUAUCCAGGGUCAAGGGCAUGGGUUUUUCCGGAAAAUUUUGAAUUUGGGAAAUUGAGAUGGCUAUUUCCUGCGUUCUCAGCGGGAAAUUAUGCUUUCGUUUUGUUUUAAAUCUCAGCAGAAAUAUUCCUAUAGUUAGAGAACAUUGCAAUAUAACUACACAUUUGGGGUUUGCCAUUUAAUCGACAUGUCAUUUUCCCCCAAAAUUCGAAAGCUAUAAAUUGUAGAAUUCGUUCAAUUUGGAGAAGAGGCCAUUGGAUGACCCCUGCAACGCCCUGGCUUACGUAUAAACAUCAUUCAUCGCUUUAAUGACAUAUUGUAAAGAUAAAUACCACUCUACUGCCCGUGGUCAGAUCACGAACAAUUGAAUAGUGUAUUGUUGUCAGUCAGACUUAAAAGUACUGGUCGCUUCACAAUGGCUAGAUACGUACUCUACAUAUACGUCGCUAUAUGGCUGUCUUCGCUCGUUUAUGUGAUACAGGGAGAUAUAAAUGCCGGACAUAUAUCUCAAUUCCAUUUUAGCUCAGAGAGACUUGGUUGUGAGAGUGUUUCCAGCCAAUAUGUUUGCCCAGCUACCACACUCAGCCCCGACCUUGCGCUUGAUUACGAAACGGACGCAGAUUUGUUGAAUCUUACACUAGAGGAUAUUAAAGCGAACAACGCCAGUCAAGAAUGUAUUUCAGCCAUAACCACGACGUACUGUUCAAGUUUUACACCUCGUUGUUUUGUGAACGGGAGCAGAGAUUAUGGCGACGCACGAAAGGCGUGCUGGAAAGCGAAUAGAACAUGUCCUGUGGACAGUAUUGAAGAAGGGUUGUGCGAGUCCCUUAAAGUAGGCCUACAGCCACUCAGCGCUUGUGUGAAACCUUCCAAACCGAUCAAUGGAAGUUGUCCGCAACCGAAAUUCAAGGUAGGGGGCGAUUAAAAUG
Paramuricea clavata is the source of this 1030-nucleotide messenger RNA. NCBI's taxonomy places the organism in Eukaryota, Metazoa, Cnidaria, Anthozoa, Malacalcyonacea, Plexauridae. The record is from the annotation of a GenBank genome assembly.